Molecule: messenger RNA, 2067 nt
Organism: Hemicordylus capensis (graceful crag lizard)
Lineage: Eukaryota; Metazoa; Chordata; Lepidosauria; Squamata; Cordylidae
Gene: AAAS
Product: aladin WD repeat nucleoporin
Exons: 17
Coding region: 181-1797 (538 amino acids)
Biological process (GO): nucleocytoplasmic transport
Cellular component (GO): nuclear pore
Molecular function (GO): protein binding
Source: RefSeq, a predicted model, not a curated record
CGCGCCGCGGUAGAGCAAGGCGUUCGCCUAUUGGAGUGGUUUGGUCUCUUUCGGCGCCCGUUGUUACUGCCUGAACGGCGCCCGGGAAAUGCCAAAGUUGGCUGGAACGAGUUCUUACGCCCCCAGCUCCGAAAUAAAAGCUGAGCUGCUAUUGCGGGGCGAGUGUCGUGAUUAGGGAGAAUGUGUUCCCUGGCACUGUUCCCACUCCCUCCUCCUCCAGGAGACAUCACUCUCUACGAAUUUAAUAAUGCCCUGGUUUCUGGACACAGCUAUGAGAAGCUCCCACUUCCUUUCCAAGGACAGCUGGAGGACCUGCCCAUCCUGACCAUCCCCAAAGAAACUCUGAAAGCCCACAGCCGACUGGAGCACAGCACCAAGCCUGCCUUCAUUCAUCACCGUGAGACACUGUGGAAGAGGUGUAUCAAUGCCUGGCGUGACAUAGGAGUGGCUGGUGUACUUGAAGAGCUUGCAAACGCAGAAGAGGAAGGUGACUUUGACCAGAGGCUGAAUGAACGGUUUUGGAUGGAAUCUGCAAAGGAACUAGCUCUUCAGUGGAUGAAAACAGGAUCCCGCUGUACUUUAGCACUCUGUCAUUGGGUCUCCUCUCUUCAUGGUUCCCUCUUUCCUCAUUUGUCGCUGCAAAGUGAAGACAUGAUAGCGAAAUUCUCCCAGGCUGUAGACUGGGCUGGCUGCUCCAUCCGAGCCUUUGCCUGGCAUCCCCACACCACCAAGUUUGCAGUGGCCCUGCUGGAUGACUCCAUCCGUGUGUACAACACUAAUAGUGCCACAGUCCCCAUUUUGAAGCAUCGCUUGCAGAGGAACGUAGCCUCGAUGGCAUGGAAGCCGCUGUGUGCAUCCAUCCUUGCCGUGGCAUGCCAUAGCUGUGUGUUGGUUUGGCACCUGGAUCCCACUUCGCUUUCCACCAGGCCUUCAUCUGGCUGCGCCCAGGUGCUCAGCCACCCUGGUCAUAGCCCUGUCACCAGUCUGGCAUGGGCACCCAGGGGAGGGUUGCUCCUGUCGGCCUCACCGGUUGAUACUGCUAUGCUUGUGUGGGAUGUAUCCACAGAGAACUGUAUCCAGUUGCAGUGGUUUGGAGGAGGUGGGGUCACGUACCUGGCUUGGUCACCUGAUGGCAGCAAAGUACUAGCAGCCACACCUUCAGCAGUCUUCAGGGUAUGGGAGGUUCAGAUGUGGACUUGCGAGAAGUGGCCAACCCUCAAAGGGCCCUGUCGGACUGGAUGCUGGAGUCCAGAUGGCAGUCGUUUGCUCUUCACAGUCCAGGGAGAAUCAGUGAUAUAUUCUUUGUCUUUCUUGGAAUAUAGUGGUGAACAGCAAGGGCAGGUGGGUGGAUCAAAAACAGCUUCCAUCGUGGCAGAUCUGUCAGAGACCACCUUCGAGACAUUGUAUGGGGAGGAGAGAAUUGGAGGAGAAGUGCAGUCCAUGGUUUGGGACCCAAGUGGCGAGAGGCUUGCGGUUGUUAUUAGAGGAAAUUAUGAUGUUUCCAACUGCAGGACCACCAUUGCUGUGUUUCGUACCCGCAACAGUCCUGUGUUUGAACUCUUGCCGUGUGGCUUCGUACAAGGUGAAGAUGCUGCACAACCACAGCUGAUUGCUUUCCACCCUUGCUUUAAGAAGGGAGCCCUUCUGACCGUGUGCUGGUCAACUGGAAGGGUCAGCCACAUCCCUUUCUUCUUUGUGAGCGCCCAGUUUCCCUCUUUCAGUUGUGGCCAAAGUCCCCUCAUACCUUUGAACAGCAGGAGCAGUGCCCGGGAGCAGCCAUUGUUUUCAGAACUGUGAGCAUCAAAGUGCUUAGUAUGCACUGAAGUGUCCAGUCGGCGGAGUUCUAGAACAACCUCUCAUCACUGAAGACCUUUGAGCUGCUGUGAAGGAUGUUUCUGUCCAUCUGACUCUUGGGAGUGCAUCUUUCGUCACAUACAGAGGGGUGUGAAUUACCUGGCAUGCUAUCUACCGGUAGUCUUUGGAUUCUGAAGAAUGGCUGUUUGCCUAUUUGCGAUGGACAAUUUUGUAAUUCUGUGAGAGGCAGAGAAUAAAAAUACAAAGAGUGAA